Messenger RNA from Sipha flava (yellow sugarcane aphid), 2883 nucleotides. RefSeq names its product A disintegrin and metalloproteinase with thrombospondin motifs adt-2-like. The record is from RefSeq and is a predicted model, not a curated record. Gene Ontology annotation, cellular component: extracellular matrix. Bases 470 to 2746 code for a protein of 758 amino acids. Gene Ontology annotation, biological process: extracellular matrix organization; proteolysis. Gene Ontology annotation, molecular function: metalloendopeptidase activity. Lineage: Eukaryota; Metazoa; Arthropoda; Insecta; Hemiptera; Aphididae. The transcript has 17 exons.
CGCACGCGUAACGCGACCUAUGUCUUACGCAGUCGAUUUUAAACGGAUGAAAAAUAUUUAUCUAUCCGCAACGCGAUUGACUUCCGGGGCGAACCGAAUAACGCUAUCGCACCCCGUAAACACUUGGUGUUCAAAAAUUAUGUACCGUUGCUAAAUUACGCGGGUCUUGUUUGGGAAACAAUUUCGCCGUCGUGUAUUCCUUCGAUACUUACUUUCAUUUGUUUGCGCAUUAUCGAUUCACGUUUCACACAUCAUACGGUUAAUUAUUAAGAUCAACAUGUUACGGCGAAAUAAAAUGUUUUUUCAGGUAACCGAGAAGUGAAAAUAAUUUACGUAUCCAGCCAAGAGCAAACAACAAACGUGACCCGUGGAAUUUGAUUUUCGAAAAUGUCAUUAUCAUUACGUCUUUACAAAGUACGUUUCCUCGAAAGUGUUUUUGGCAGUACGCUAAUCAGAUUUACACGAUGCGAUGACGGCGGACGAGUUGAACUAUUAUUUCGGCGUAUCUGAUCCGGCCGACGUACCCGAAUACGAUGUGGUCACUUUGUCGGAUCCCGCGGAUCAACCGGAAUGCAAGUUUUUCGCGUUCGGCAGACUGGUACGUCUGUUUUUGGAACCGAACGACCGUUUGAUCAGCGACGACUUUGUGUGGCAAGUACGAGACGACUCGCAGUCAUCAGCAACGGUCAAACGGAAAUCGCCGAGACGGUGUCAUUACAUGCACCGGACACGUAACGAAGACCGCGGAGGCGACGUCACCGCUGCGUUCACCUACUGUCUGGGGAGCUCAAAAAGCGGCAUCGUUUUUUUAUCGGACGUCACGUACGAGCUACAAUCCAUAAAUCCCGGAUUGUGUCGAUAUCGGUGCGAUAAUAACAGCGAGAAUGCAUUCGUUUUGAAACGAGCCCUGACGAUAAAUCACACGUGGACCGACGGAUUCGACGUAUUGCGACAACCUGGCGAAAACUAUGCUUUCACGUCACCAGACAUUUUUGUAACCGAGGACACGCGGGCGCAAAGUGACGACGAUACCACGGUACCGGUGUUGGAGACAGCACUGUAUUUCGACGAACCGGCGUACAGAAAGUUUUCCGAAUACUUUCGCCACGAUGACGAGCAUUUGGCUGACAUGAUUUUAGCAUACGUAAACGCGGUACAAGUCCUUUAUCAUCAUCCAAGUCUAGGAAAAAGAGUGGAAAUCGUUUUGGUCAAACUUGAAAUGUUCAAAAAGCAACCAGUUGACCUGCCCCAUUACAACGGAGAAAGAAAUUUGUUAUUGGAUUCGUUUUGUGCGUUCAACAAAAAAUACAGGGAAAAAGAACAAUGGGACAUAGGACUUUACAUUUCAGGCUUGGACUUUUAUGCUAUGGAAAAUGGACAUUGGAGUGGUUCCACAAUGGGUCUCGCGACCGUGGGCGGCGUGUGCUCCGAGAAGUACUCGUGUAUCAUAGCCGAGUUCGGUUCCACGGACCCGCUCGGAAAACCGUACCCUUCGGCCGGCUUCACGUCCGUGUACAUCUUAGCCCACGAGAUAGGUCACAGUUUAGGUAUGCAUCACGACGGUAGUUCAAACAGUUGCCCGAAAGAAGGAUUCAUCAUGUCACCUUCAAGAGGUAUCACUGGAGAAUUGUCAUGGUCGGAAUGUAGUGCUCGCGUCGCAGUCAAUCUUAACAAUCUCGAAUGCCUCUUCAAGUCUGCUCGCCGUUCGGCUGCAGUUCAAAAGUUUGAUCACAAUAAGUUCGCCGACAAGCCUGGCCAAGCGUGGGAUGCAAAAAAACAAUGCGAACUGCUGUUAUUAGACAACGAUGCCAAAGCAAUGGGUACCGAAACGAAUGAUUUGGACCCGUCGCAGCAGUUAGAAAGUAUUUGCGAAAGUUUACAAUGUGAAACGCCGAACCGACCUGGAUAUUACUUCGCUGGACCAGCGUUAGAAGGAACUACAUGCGGACCCAAUUUGUGGUGCGAAGCGGGAAAAUGCGUUAAAGGCAAACCGAAAAAACCCCAAAAGAUCAUAAAAGGUGGAUGGAGUCAGUGGAAGGUGCACGAGUGUACAUCGGGGUGUAUACAUAAGUCAAAAGGUUUCAGAUUAAGGACGAGAACGUGUAACAAUCCAAAACCGAUAAACACGAACGAAGGAUGUGAAGGGCCUAAACACGAUUCCGUGCUUUGCAAAGAUGAUAAGACGUGCCAGAAGUCCAAAAAGAUAAUGGUGACGGAGUACGCGACGGCCAAGUGCAGAGAAUUGGGCAGCAUAUUGCCGGUGUUGGACAAUGAAUACUCCGGUCUGCAGGCACCGCACGAAGAAGCUCGCCCGUGGAUGGGAUGUUCGGUGUUCUGCCGGCGCAAAGACACCGGGUCGUUUUACGCGCCCAGACUGGACGUUUCGAACCUGCCAGUGGAUCCGUAUUUUCCGGACGGUACCUGGUGCCAUUCCGCGGACAACGGCAACUAUUACUGUUUGAAUCACGUCUGCACGCCCGAGAACGACCUGAAACGAUCAAGCAAGAGUUUGACAGAUUCCAACGACGAUCUACCGCUGAUGAUUAACCAGAACGCUAGGCCGCCGGGGCCGUACGCCGUGCCGGAAGUGUUGCUGCGGUACUUCAGCGUGGGUUCGGACGGCACUCCGUUGCUGACCACCAUCACGCCGGACAUGGUGGACCGGACCGAUUACGGGGAUUGGUCGAGCGAGGACUACGUGGACGUGCCCGAGCUACGGCCCCAGGACGUCGAUCAGUUCAUGUGACGCGGCGAUCGGAUUUCCGAAAACGAACGCAAAAAGGCGACCGAUUUUUCGGAUUUUGUAUAAUAAUAUAUCGAAUUUUAUAUCGUGCACGUUACAAUAAACGAUAGCGUUUUGUCUCUGCAAACCGCGUUCGGCGG